Trichoderma virens Gv29-8 is the source of this 234-nucleotide messenger RNA. RefSeq lists its product as uncharacterized. Lineage: Eukaryota; Fungi; Ascomycota; Sordariomycetes; Hypocreales; Hypocreaceae. The record is from RefSeq and is a predicted model, not a curated record. Bases 1 to 234 code for a protein of 77 amino acids. The transcript has a single exon.
AUGUGCUAUCAGCUUGUUGAGCUCUACUCGGCUUGCCGAUGCCUCUACUACCAGCAUGCCAUUGACCGCUGCGCGGCAUACGGAAGACCGGGCCACAACAUCGAGCAGCGCACAAUCUACGUCGGCUAUGCCUGCAGUGCACAUACCGGCCAUAGUGCCCAUCACGCACACGACUUUUCCUACUCAGACUCGGGCUAUGGUAGUGGCCACUCCAGCCGCAAAAGCUACCGAUGA